Messenger RNA from Acanthosepion pharaonis, 570 nucleotides. The record is from the annotation of a GenBank genome assembly. Lineage: Eukaryota; Metazoa; Mollusca; Cephalopoda; Sepiida; Sepiidae.
AUGAACAUUUCUCUCUCUCUCUUUCCCUUUCUUUCUGUCUGUGUUUUUGACACACACAAACCUUACGUUUUCUCUUUUUUAUUUCUUUCCUUUUUAUCCAUAUUGUCUUUCUUCGUUAACUCUUUCUUUUUUCACAUUUCUACUCCCACUACCCCUGUUUCCUUUUCUCUGUCCUUUUCUGAAUAUUACUCUCUUCUCUUUUCUCCCCCUCUCUCUCUCUCUCUCUCUCUCUCUCUCUUUGACAUACACAAACCUUACCGUUUCUAUGUUUUCGUCUCUUUCCUUUUUAUCUGCGUGACUGCUCGAUUGUCUUCCCUCUUUUACUCCCUCUCUGUCGUUUGUUCUAUUUCUUUCGCUCUUUCUCCUUUUUUAAAUCUUCUUUCCUAUUUUGUUCUUUUUUCUUUCUUCCUCUCUUUCCUUUUUAUGCCUGUGACUGCUCGCUUUUCUUCCUUUUUUAUUUAUUUUCUCUUCAUUACUCAUCUCUCUCUCUCUCUCUCUCUCUCUCUCUCUCUCUCUCUCUCUCUCUCUCACGUCUCCAAGAAUUCAGCGAAAAGAGAAACGAUUUCCUGA